AUGUUUGUAGCCCAGUUUCAGCUUUGGGGUCCCAUACAGUGGACUCUUGGUGUACUAGAGCACAGUCCAGUACAGUGGACUCUUGGUGUACCAGAGCACAGUCCCAUACAGUGGACUCUUGGUGUACCAGAGCACAGUCCCAUACAGUGGACUCUUGGUGUACCAGAGUACAGUCCCAUACAGUGGACUCUUGGUGUACCAGAGCACAGUCCUGUACAGUGGACUCUUGGUGUACCAGAGCACAGUCCCAUACAGUGGACUCUUGGUGUACCAGAGCACAGUCCCAUACAGUGGACUCUUGGUGUACCAGAGCACAGUCCCAUACAGUGGACUCUUGGUGUACCAGAGCACAGUCCCAUACAGUGGACUCUUGGUGUACCAGAGCACAGUCCCAUACAGUGGACUCUUGGUAUACCAGAGUACAGUCCUGUACAGUGGACUCUUGGUGUACUAGAGCACAGUCCAGUACAGUGGACUCUUGGUGUACCAGAGCACAGUCCUGUACAGUGGACUCUUGGUGUAUCAGAGCACAGUCCCAUACAGUGGACUCUUGGUGUACCAGAGCACAGUCCUGUACAGUGGACUCUUGGUAUACCAGAGUACAGUCCUGUACAGUGGACUCUUGGUGUACCAGAGCACAGUCCAGUACAGUGGACUCUUGGUGUACUGGAGCACAGUCCAGUACAGUGGACUCUUGGUGUACCAGAGCACAGUCCAGUACAGUGGACUCUUGGUGUACCAGAGCACAGUCCUGUACAGUGGACUCUUGGUGUAUCAGAGCACAGUCCCAUACAGUGGACUCUUGGUGUACCAGAGCACAGUCCUGUACAGUGGACUCUUGGUAUACCAGAGUACAGUCCUGUACAGUGGACUCUUGGUGUACCAGAGCACAGUCCUGUACAGUGGACUCUUGGUGUAUCAGAGCACAGUCCCAUACAGUGGACUCUUGGUGUACCAGAGCACAGUCCUGUACAGUGGACUCUUGGUAUACCAGAGUACAGUCCUGUACAGUGGACUCUUGGUGUACCAGAGCACAGUCCUGUACAGUGGACUCUUGGUGUACUGGAGCACAGUCCCAUACAGUGGACUCUUGGUGUACCAGAGCACAGUCCUGUACAGUGGACUCUUGGUGUACUGGAGCACAGUCCCAUACAGUGGACUCUUGGUGUACUGGAGCACAGUCCCAUACAGUGGACUCUUGGUGUACCAGAGCACAGUCCUGUACAGUGGACUCUUGGUGUACCAGAGCACAGUCCCAUACAGUGGACUCUUGGUGUACCAGAGCACAGUCCCAUACAGUGGACUCUUGGUGUACUGGAGCACAGUCCCAUACAGUGGACUCUUGGUAUACCAGAGUACAGUCCUGUACAGUGGACUCUUGGUGUACUGGAGCACAGUCCCAUACAGUGGACUCUUGGUGUACUGGAGCACAGUCCCAUACAGUGGACUCUUGGUGUACCAGAGCACAGUCCCAUACAGUGGACUCUUGGUGUACCAGAGCACAGUCCUGUACAGUGGACUCUUGGUGUACCAGAGCACAGUCCAGUACAGUGGACUCUUGGUGUACUGGAGCACAGUCCCAUACAGUGGACUCUUGGUGUACCAGAGCACAGUCCUGUACAGUGGACUCUUGCUGUACCAGAGCACAGUCCAGUACAGUGGACUCUUGAUGUACCAGAGUACAGUCCUGUACAGUGGACUCUUGCUGCCCCAGAGCACAGUCCUGUACAGUGGACUCUUGGUGUAUCAGAGCACAGUCCCAUACAGUGGACUCUUGGUGUACCAGAGCACAGUCCUGUACAGUGGACUCUUGGUAUACCAGAGUACAGUCCUGUACAGUGGACUCUUGGUGUACCAGAGCACAGUCCUGUACAGUGGACUCUUGGUGUACUGGAGCACAGUCCCAUACAGUGGACUCUUGGUGUACCAGAGCACAGUCCUGUACAGUGGACUCUUGGUGUACUGGAGCACAGUCCCAUACAGUGGACUCUUGGUGUACUGGAGCACAGUCCCAUACAGUGGACUCUUGGUGUACCAGAGCACAGUCCUGUACAGUGGACUCUUGGUGUACUGGAGCACAGUCCUGUACAGUGGACUCUUGGUGUACUGGAGCACAGUCCCAUACAGUGGACUCUUGGUGUACCAGAGCACAGUCCCAUACAGUGGACUCUUGGUGUACUGGAGCACAGUCCCAUACAGUGGACUCUUGGUGUACCAGAGCACAGUCCUGUACAGUGGACUCUUGGUGUACCAGAGCACAGUCCAGUACAGUGGACUCUUGGUGUACUGGAGCACAGUCCCAUACAGUGGACUCUUGGUGUACCAGAGCACAGUCCUGUACAGUGGACUCUUGCUGUACCAGAGCACAGUCCAGUACAGUGGACUCUUGAUGUACCAGAGUACAGUCCUGUACAGUGGACUCUUGCUGCCCCAGAGCACAGUCCUGUACAGUGGACUCUUGGUGAACUGGAGCACAGUCCCAUACAGUGGACUCUUGGUGUACCAGAGCACAGUCCGGUACAGUGGACUCUUGAUGUACCAGAGCACAGUCCUGUACAGUGGACUCUUGGUGUACCAGAGCACAGUCCUGUACAGUGGACUCUUGGUGUACCAGAGCACAGUCCUGUACAGUGGACUCUAGGUAUACUGGAGCACAGUCCAAUACAGUGGACUCUUGAUGUAUCAGAGCACAGUCCUGUACAGUGGACUCUAGAUGUACUGGAGCACAGUCCAAUACAGUGGACUGUUGAUGUACCAGAGCACAGUCCUGUACAGUGGACUCUUGGUGUACCAGAGCACAGUCCUGUACAGUGGACUCUAGGUAUACUGGAGCACAGUCCAAUACAGUGGACUGUUGAUGUACCAGAGCACAGUCCUGUACAGUGGACUCUUGGUGUACCAGAGCACAGUCCUGUACAGUGGACUCUAGGUAUACUGGAGCACAGUCCAAUACAGUGGACUCUUGAUGUAUCAGAGCACAGUCCUGUACAGUGGACUCUAGAUGUACUGGAGCACAGUCCAAUACAGUGGACUGUUGAUGUACCAGAGCACAGUCCUGUACAGUGGACUCAUGAUGUACCAGAGCACAGUCCAGUACAGUGGACUCUUGAUGUACCAGAGCACAAUCGUGUACAGUGGACUCUAGAUAUACUGGAGCACAGUCCAAUACAGUGGACUCCUGAUGUACUGGAGCACAGUCCAGUACAGUGGACUCUUGAUGUACCAGAGUACAGUCCAGUACAGUGGACUCUUGAUGUACCAGAGCACAGUCCUGUACAGUGGACUCAUGAUGUACCAGAGCACAGUCCAGUACAGUGGACUCUUGAUGUACCAGAGUACAGUCCUGUACAGUGGACUCUAGAUGUACUGGAGCACAGUCCAAUACAGUGA
Procambarus clarkii (red swamp crayfish) is the source of this 3390-nucleotide messenger RNA. Lineage: Eukaryota; Metazoa; Arthropoda; Malacostraca; Decapoda; Cambaridae. The record is from RefSeq and is a predicted model, not a curated record.